AUGGACAUAGGAAUUUUUAUAAGGUAUGUGUUUUUAUUGAGAGAUCAAUCAUCUGUACAAGGUUUGGAAGAAAAUGUUAAUUUUUUAAGUCUACUUUUAAACAAUUCUGAAUUGGUAAUAGAAUGGUGGAUAUUGAAAAAAAAUAUAGAUGAUAGUUAUUCUACUAAUUCAACUGAUGAUUACCCAAUUUAUAAAAUUAUGGACUUUAAAAAGAAAAUUAAUAUGAAAUCUAAUGAAAAUAAUGACGAAUAUCAAAAUCGUCAGAUUAUAUUAAUGAAUGACAAUGAAAUUAAAGAAAUAUUCGAAAAUUGUAUCAAUUUGCUCAAUGAACAAUCAAAUUGCAAUGAAAAAGAACUUCUUAAAAAAUUAAAAGAUUUAAUUUUCUCAAAAGUACAAAGAUCUGAAUUACAACCUGGUUUUUUCUCCAAAAAUUCAGAAAUUGAUUUUAUGAGUCUAUUAAAUAAUUUAGAAAGUCAAUCUAGCAGAUCUUAG
This is a messenger RNA of Hepatospora eriocheir, 492 nucleotides long. Lineage: Eukaryota; Fungi; Microsporidia; Hepatosporidae. The record is from the annotation of a GenBank genome assembly.